Molecule: messenger RNA, 1195 nt
Organism: Eucalyptus grandis
Lineage: Eukaryota; Viridiplantae; Streptophyta; Magnoliopsida; Myrtales; Myrtaceae
Product: protein DMP3
Exons: 1
Coding region: 257-934 (225 amino acids)
Biological process (GO): endomembrane system organization
Source: RefSeq, a predicted model, not a curated record
UCCCUUUGAAUAUAAGUUCCCAUGGAGUCCCUACCUAAUCCUCAUCGCAUUCUUCCACCCUACUCUGUCCUCUUCAGCCUAGAAAUUGAUAUAUAAAACGUACCUACCUAUCUCCUUACCACCUCAUUUUCACAAUCCCACACGCUCACACCAUCUUCAUCAGCCAAACUUCUUCUUUGUAUCUCUCCUCCGCCAUCGUCGCCCAGCCCCGCAAACGCUUGUCUGACCCGCUGUCCAUCGUGUAUUUGCUUCGAAGAUGUCUGAGUUGAGAACAAGGACUGCGUCCGCCAAGCGGCCAUCUGCGCCGGUCGCCAGCGAAGCUUCCAACAGCAGCGGCAGCGGCAGCGACCAUGAGCCGGAGAUGCCCAAGAGCCUCCAGCGGCCGUCUUCCUUCUCGCAGCGAGCCAUAUCCCAGACCCUCAUCGGCACCGCCAACUUGGCCAACCUCCUCCCGACGGGUACCCUCUUGGCCUUCCAGCUCCUGAUGCCGGUCUUCACCAACAACGGCUCGUGCGACUCCGCCACGCGCCCGCUCACCAUCAUCCUCCUCGUCCUGCUCUCCGUCUCCUGCUUUGUCGCGAGUUUCACCGACAGCGUCAGGUCGUCCGAUGGCCGGGUCUUCUAUGGAUUCGCGACGGCCAAAGGAUUGUACAUCUUCGACACGACCGUCCCGAGUACGAGCCUGCCCGAUUUGAGCAAGUACAAACGGGGGUUCAUAGAUUGGGUCCACGCGCUGCUGUCGAUGUUGGUGUUCGGAGCGGUGGCCCUGAGGGACAAGAACGUGGUGAGCUGCUUGUACCCGGCAGCUGGACAUCAGACACAGGAGGUUCUGGACAUUGUUCCGGUUGGAAUUGGCCUCAUCUGCAGCUUGCUCUUUGUUGUUUUUCCCACAAGAAGGCACGGAAUCGGGUAUCCCAUCACGUCGGAAAAGUGAGAUCACUCAUUGCUAUGUUCAUCAGGCGAUGUGGUGUGAUCUGAUCUGAUCUGGUCAAUCACUUGAUUUGAGUCUGGUGUCCUUGUUCUUUUUUAAUUCAGAGGGGAGGUUGUAGUUUGUAUCAAAUUAGUCCCCUCGCUCUCGUUUCCUCAUUGAUUUAUCAGUUUUUGUCAUAAAUAAGAAGCCAGAAAUUGUCUGAUAAGACAAAUGAAAGCAUUCGUAGCCAUUAACAAGAAAAUUAAUAGACAAUCGGUUCUUUUA